Molecule: messenger RNA, 1576 nt
Organism: Dreissena polymorpha
Lineage: Eukaryota; Metazoa; Mollusca; Bivalvia; Myida; Dreissenidae
Product: sushi, von Willebrand factor type A, EGF and pentraxin domain-containing protein 1-like
Exons: 9
Coding region: 455-1576 (373 amino acids)
Source: RefSeq, a predicted model, not a curated record
GAAGCGUACCUCCUCCUCUAAAUGGCGAGACGACUAUCGGACCAACAGUGUUGGCAGCUUAAUUAUCUACACGUGUGAUGAUGGCUUCGACCUUGUUGGAAGCUUUGCUCUUUUCUGUGAAGCCAACGGCAGAUGGAAUGCUUCGGCACCCUCGUGUACAAUACGUGAAUGCUCCUAUUUAAUCCAUCCAACCAAUGGACAGGUUAAAUACAUCAAUAUCACAUUUGCAUCAAUUGCGACGUAUGAAUGCAACAUUGGUUUUGAACUGAUUGGUGUUUCAACACGUGAAUGUCUCGGCAACAAAUCCUGGAGCGAUGAAGGGCCUGUCUGCAAAAUUAAGGACUGCGGUCCCCCACAUAUUCCCAGCAAUGAUUACGUGUCAGGCAAUCUGACCACGUACAGUGCGUUAAGCCAGUAUUUCUGCAACACUGGAUAUGAUCUGGUUGGAGGCAGCAUGUCCACGUGUACUCAAUACGGCAACUGGAGUGCACCCGGCAUAUUUUGCCAAAUAAAAGAUUGCGGACCGCUCAUUAGCCCCAACAGUUGUCACGUUUCGUACGUCAACACGACGUACACGGAACGCGCGUAUAAAAGCUCUGAACCCGGAUAUGACAUAAUUGGUAACGCGACAAGAGUUUGUAAGGCGAAUGGAACAUGGUCCGGAAUACCACCGUCAUGUCAAAUCAAAGAUUGUGGCGGUUUGCCUGCGCCACUGAAUGGAAAGGUGAUCCACCCUUUGACGACAUACGGCUCCUACGCUCUGUUCGUGUGUGACGAGGGCUACCACAUCGUGCCUGACGGCAUGAACAAUCGCCAAUGUCUGGCGAACGGGACAUGGGGAUCCGUGAAUCCGAGCUGCAAGCUAACUGACUGCGGACCACUCCUGACUCCACAACACGGACACGUUGUCUUUAACUCCACCCUGUAUGGCGCGCAGGCUUCUGUGUCUUGUGAUGUGGGUUACGAACUGGCCGGUCCCGAAACUGUGACUUGCACAACAUUCGAGCAAUGGUCAUAUGUGUCUCAUUCCUGCACCAUAAAAGAAUGUCAGGUCCCUGUUGCGCCAAGCAAUGGCAACGUCAACUAUAUCUCGGUUCAUUUCGGCUCCAUGGUAACAUACCGAUGUCUAGCUGGGUACACUCUAGUGGGAGAUGUUUCCAGGACAUGCGGAGCAGCCGCCACGUGGACCGGAGAAACACCAUCAUUUGUUAUAAAAAAUUGUGGGAGUCCAGUGCAUGUGCUGAACAGUUUAACGGUGCUCAAUUCGACGAACUACCUAUCACAGGCUCACAUCGCCUGUCUCGAGGGGUUCGAUAUUGUUGGGAGCAAGUUGGUUUUCUGUUCGCAAGAUGGCAUUUGGAAUGACUCAAACAUUUAUUGCCGUAUAAAAGACUGCGGUCGGCCAUCGACUCCAAAGCACGGAUACGCAGUCAACAACAACACGAUAUUCGGGAGUCAAAUUGAUGUAAAAUGUAACACUGGAUACGACAUCUCGUCAAAGACCAUUGGCCAAUGCGAUUACAUGGGCAAUUGGAGCUACAGCUCUCCGGUUUGCACAAUUAAAGGUAAACAGUAA